Molecule: messenger RNA, 894 nt
Organism: Capronia coronata CBS 617.96
Lineage: Eukaryota; Fungi; Ascomycota; Eurotiomycetes; Chaetothyriales; Herpotrichiellaceae
Product: ATP synthase F1, gamma subunit
Exons: 4
Coding region: 1-894 (297 amino acids)
Biological process (GO): proton motive force-driven ATP synthesis
Molecular function (GO): proton-transporting ATP synthase activity, rotational mechanism
Source: RefSeq, a predicted model, not a curated record
AUGCUGUCCCGAGCUGUGAGACCGGCCCUCAGCGCCGGCAAUGCUGCCAUCGCCAGAACGGCUGUGCCCCAGGUCGCUGGAUAUGCCACCUUGCGAGAAAUCGAGAGUCGUUUGAAGUCGAUUCGCAACAUCGAAAAAAUCACCAAGACCAUGAAAAUCGUCGCCUCGACGAAGCUUACGCGUGCCCAGAGAGCCAUGACCGAUUCGAGAACCUACGGUCAGACCUCCAACCAAGUCUUCGAGGAGGCCGAGACAAAGCCGUUGGAUGAGAAGAAGACACUGCUGGUGGUUGCAAGCUCCGACAAAGGUCUUUGCGGUGGUAUUCACUCCGGUCUGUCGCGUGCUACUCGACGAAUGCUCGAGAAGAACGAGAACCUGGAUAUCGCUGUUAUCGGUGAAAAGUGCAAAGCCCAGAUUGGUCGUUCCAACCCCAAAAAUGUGGUCUUGAGCUUCCAAGGCGUUGGCAAAGACGUCCCCACGUUUGCCGACGCACAGGCUAUUGCGGACCAGUUGGUGAUGCUGCCUGAGGACUACGCGAGCAUCCACAUUUUGUACAACAAGUUCGUCAAUGCCCAGAGCUACGAGCCGGUCACAGUGGAGGCAUACUCCGAGGAGGCCAUCACUCAAUCCCCCAACUACGCUGCCUUCGAGAUUGAUGACGAGGUUCUGCCCAACCUUCGCGAGUUCACCCUGGCCAACGCACUGUACUGGGCUCUUGCUGAAGGCCAUGCUUGCGAACAAUCUGCUCGACGAAAUGCCAUGGAUAACGCCUCCAAGAACGCCGGUGAUAUGAUCGGUAAAUUCACCAUCCUAUACAACAGAACCCGACAGUCCGUCAUUACGGGUGAAUUGGUGGAGAUUAUUACUGGUGCUACUGCCUCGGAAGAGAUGUAG